UCUUGGCUUGGCCUGCCCUGUGUCUUGGUGCUGCCAGUUCUGGUUUGUUUUUCUCUACCUGUCAUUCUGACCAUGUCUUUCCCCUCGGCAGGGCAGCUGGCCUGGAGCUGGAGCUUAGAGCCGGGGCGUGUGUCAUGGCCCCGCACUGGGCCGUCUGGCUGCUGGCAGCAGGGCUGUGGGGCCUGGGCAUUGGGGCUGAGGUGUGGUGGAACCUCGUGCCCCGGAAGACAGUACCUUCUGGGGAGCUGGCCACGGUAGUGCGGCGCUUCUCGCAGACGGGCAUCCAGGACUUCCUGACACUGACCCUGACCGAGCAGACCGGGCUCCUGUACGUGGGGGCCCGUGAGGUCCUGUUUGCCUUCAGCGUGGAGGCUCUGGAGCUGCAAGGAGUGAUCUCCUGGGAGGCCCCGGCUGAGAAGAAGAUUGAGUGUUCCCAGAAAGGAAAGAGCAAUCAGACGGAGUGCUUCAACUUCAUCCGCUUCCUGCAGCCCUACAAUGCGUCCCACCUGUAUGUGUGCGGUACCUACGCCUUCCAGCCCAAGUGCACGUACAUCGACAUGCUCACCUUCACUCUGGAGCGCAGAGAGCCGGAGGACGGCAAGGGGAAGUGUCCUUACGACCCGGCCAAGGGCCACACUGGCCUCUUAGUGGACGGGGAGCUCUACUCAGCCACCCUCAACAACUUCCUGGGCACGGAGCCUGUUAUCCUGCGUAACAUGGGGCCUCACCACACCAUGAAGACCGAGUACCUGGCCUCUUGGCUCAACGAGCCUCACUUUGUAGGCUCCGCCUACAUCCCUGAGAGCGUGGGGAGCUUCACGGGGGACGACGACAAGAUCUACUUCUUCUUCAGAGAGCGGGCCGUGGAGUACGACUGCUACGCCGAGCAGGUGGUGGCUCGCGUGGCCCGCAUCUGCAAGAGCGACCUGGGGGGAGCGCGGACCCUGCAGAGGAAGUGGACGACGUUCGUGAAGGCGCGGCUGGUGUGUUCUGCGCCCGACUGGCAGCUCUACUUUAACCAGCUGCAGGCUACGCAUACCCUACAGGGCGCCUCCUGGCACAACACCACCUUCUUUGGGGUUUUUAGGGCACGAUGGGGCGACAUGGACCUGUCGGCAAUCUGCGAGUACCAGCUGGCAGACAUCCACCAGGUGUUCGAGGGUCCCUACAAGGAGUACCGGGAGGAAGCCCAGAAGUGGGGCCGCUAUACUGACCCAGUCCCCAGCCCCCGGCCCGGCUCGUGCAUCAAUAAUUGGCACCGACGCCAUGGCUACACCAGUUCUCUGGAGCUGCCUGACAACACCCUCAACUUCAUCAAGAAGCACCCGCUGAUGGAGGAGCAGGUGCGCCCUCGCUGGGGCCGGCCCCUGUUGGUGAAGAAGAACACCAACUUCACACAUGUGGUGGCCGACCGGGUCACGGGGCUGGAUGGAACCACCUAUAUAGUGCUGUUCAUUGGCACAGGAGACGGCUGGCUGCUCAAAGCCGUGAGCCUGGGGCCCUGGGUCCACAUGAUUGAGGAGCUGCAGGUGUUUGACCAAGAGCCGGUGGAGAGCCUGGUGCUGUCCCAGAGCAAGAAGCUGCUCUUUGCUGGGUCCCGCUCCCAGCUGGUUCAGGUGCCCCUGGCAGACUGCGCCAAGUACCGCUCCUGUGCAGACUGUGUCCUCGCCCGGGACCCCUUCUGUGCCUGGAAUGCCAACACCAGCCGCUGCGUGGCCGUGGGCGCCCACUCCGGAUCCCUGCUGUUGCAACAGAUGAAUACCUCGGACACCUCGGGCGUCUGUAGCCAGCGGGGCAGUAAGAAAGUCAGGCUCAUUCCCAAGAACAUCACCGUGGUGGCGGGCACAGACCUGGUGCUGCCCUGCCGCCUCUCCUCCAACCUGGCUCACGCCCACUGGACCUUCAGGGGCCGGGACCUGCCUGCCGAACAGCCCGGCUUCUUCCUCUCGGAUGCCCGACUCCAGGCCCUGGUGGUGAUGGCUGCCCAGCCCCACCACUCCGGCACCUACCGCUGCUUUUCGGAGGAGCAGGGGGCGCGGCUGGCUGCUGAAAGCUACCUUGUGGAUGUCAUGGCGGGACCCUCAGUGACCAUGGAGGCCCGGGCCCCCUUGGAGAACCUGGGGCUGGUGUGGCUGGCCGUGGUGGCCCUGGGAGCCGUGUGUCUGGUGCUCCUGCUCCUCGUUUUGUCACUGCGCCGGCGGCUGCGGGAAGAGCUGGAGAAAGGUGCCAAGGCCGCCGAGAGGACCCUGGUGUACCCUCUGGAGCUGCCCAAGGAGCCCACCGGCGCCCCCUUCCGGCCCGGCCCUGAAACCGACGAGAAACUUUGGGAUCCGGUUGGCUACUACUACUCGGAUGGCUCCCUCAAGAUAGUGCCUGGACACGCCCGGUGCCAGCCUGGAGGUGGGCCCCCCUCUCCUCCUCCUGGCAUGCCCGGCCAGCCCCUGCCUUCUCCGACGCGACUUCACCUGGGGGGUGGGCGGAACUCAAACGCCAACGGCUACGUGCGCUUACAACUGGGAGGGGAGGACCGGGGAGGCCUUGGGCACCCCCUGCCUGAACUCGCCGACGAACUGAGACGCAAACUGCAGCAGCGCCAGCCCCUGCCCGACUCCAACCCCGAGGAGUCAUCAGUAUGAGGGGAGCCCCGCCACCGCAGUGGCGGGGGGCACGUGGGAGGUGCAGCUCCUACUUUGCACAGGCACCAGCUACCUCAGGGACAUGGCACGGGCACCCGCUCAGCAUGGGCACUGCCACGUGGUGUGGCUCACCAGGACACCGGCCUCGCGGGAGGCGUCUUCCUCCUCUCUGUGGAUCACGGACAUGUGGGACCCCAGCCGCCAAAACCUUCCAAGGCAGAAGUUUCAAGUUGUGUGUGUGUGUGCGCGCGUAUUUGUGUUUGUGUGUGUGUGUGUGCACGUGUGGCGUAGCCUUUCUGUUUCUGUUCAGUCUUCCCUUGGCCUGGGGUCUCCCUGGUGAGUCACUGGAGCUAUGAAGGGGAAGGGGUCGUAUCGCGUUGCCUCUCUUACCCCCACCUGUCCCAAGCGUGGGGCAGUGCUGUACA
Lepus europaeus (European hare) is the source of this 3061-nucleotide messenger RNA. It is a transcript of the gene SEMA4C, whose product is annotated as semaphorin 4C. Gene Ontology annotation, molecular function: chemorepellent activity; semaphorin receptor binding. The record is from RefSeq and is a predicted model, not a curated record. The transcript has 14 exons. Gene Ontology annotation, biological process: negative regulation of axon extension involved in axon guidance; neural crest cell migration; positive regulation of cell migration. The coding region runs from base 135 to 2636 and encodes 833 amino acids. Lineage: Eukaryota; Metazoa; Chordata; Mammalia; Lagomorpha; Leporidae.